This is a messenger RNA of Necator americanus (New World hookworm), 1086 nucleotides long. RefSeq lists its product as uncharacterized. NCBI's taxonomy places the organism in Eukaryota, Metazoa, Nematoda, Chromadorea, Rhabditida, Ancylostomatidae. The coding region runs from base 1 to 1086 and encodes 361 amino acids. Gene Ontology annotation, biological process: positive regulation of transcription by RNA polymerase II; negative regulation of transcription by RNA polymerase II; cell fate commitment. The transcript is spliced from 8 exons. Gene Ontology annotation, molecular function: DNA-binding transcription factor activity, RNA polymerase II-specific; RNA polymerase II cis-regulatory region sequence-specific DNA binding; zinc ion binding. The record is from RefSeq and is a predicted model, not a curated record.
AUGACACUGGUAGCACCACCGCCUCAACAGUGUCCGUCAAUGCCGUCUCCAACCUCAGUUCCGAAUGGAGUUGCUCCUUCACCACCUCCACCAUGCUCAGGAUGCAUUAAGUUGCACGCUGAUAUCAAGCAGAAUAUGCAACAAAUGAUGGACAAAUUCGACUUGAUCUAUAUGCGACUGGAGAGUUUAAUGAACGAAAAGGAGAAGAAUCGAAUGAUCGUACACGAUCAAGAAAUGAGUGAAAGCGGCAGUGAUGACAAGGAUGUACCAUCACCAGCAGACAGUCGUGCUUCGCCGAACACCGCACAAGGUAGCCGCAAACGAAAACCGAACAAGGACACCGUUCAUCGAGUUGCGGAUGAUGUACAAGAAGUCGCAAAUACUACCUCAGGGGUGUCCGAGACUCCAGCUGUGUCAGCAACUCCAUCAACACCCGCUUCAGCGACGGCCGCCGCGGCACCAUCUAGCUUUGCAGAUAAUAUGGGCUUCCUCGGAGGGCAAAUGAUGGAUCCGUUAGCACAACAACAGCAAUUGCUCCAGUUCAUCAUGCAGCAAUCGCUAGGUGCUGCAGCAGCCAGUAGUACCCAUCCAGCGCCUCCAUCCACACCGCAGGGAACGCAAAGCGCUGCCUCUAUGACUAUGACACCGACGGCGCCGGUGUCAGGUGUGAAAUCCGAACAACCCGAUCCACAAGUGCUCAUGGAACAGUUGCAGCAACAAUUCAAGGAGAAAUUUGAAGAUGACGAUUCGAACGCGUCGGUUUCACGGUGUAGCAACUGCAUGACGACAAAGACUACAGCAUGGAGGCGGGAUAUGGCUGGAAAACUCGUUUGCAACGCGUGCGGCCUUUACUAUAGACUUCAUCGGACUCACCGUCCUGUCCAUAUGCGGAAAGAUUUCAUUCAACAACGUUUCAGAAGAAAAACUAAGGAAGAAGAGGUGAACUCACCAUCGGCGAUGCUGAACUCGUUGUUCAGCAUGUCACAGUUAGCCGGUAGUGGUAACCCAGCCGCAUUCAAUUUUCUGGAACAAUUCAAUCAUAUGAACUCCGUACAGGAACAGCUGAAUAGCACAGCGCCGGUUUAA